Daldinia childiae is the source of this 1629-nucleotide messenger RNA. RefSeq names its product E3 ubiquitin-protein ligase DMA2. The coding region runs from base 1 to 1629 and encodes 542 amino acids. Gene Ontology annotation, cellular component: ubiquitin ligase complex; mitotic spindle pole body; cell division site. The record is from RefSeq and is a predicted model, not a curated record. NCBI's taxonomy places the organism in Eukaryota, Fungi, Ascomycota, Sordariomycetes, Xylariales, Hypoxylaceae. Gene Ontology annotation, molecular function: ubiquitin protein ligase activity; protein binding. Gene Ontology annotation, biological process: protein ubiquitination; ubiquitin-dependent protein catabolic process; mitotic spindle assembly checkpoint signaling. The transcript is spliced from 3 exons.
AUGUUCACACAGCCUACGCCGCCAUCGCCGGGUCUUUUCCCGCCUCUCACACCUUCCACAACCGCUCCACCGGCAUCUCCCUCGUCUCCAGGUAGAGGCAGCAGGUUACGAGGCUUAAUACAUCUACAUCUCUUGUCGCGCGACACGUCUAGCCUCGUCCACCACAAUAGGACCGUUCCCCAAGAUACAUCCAUAUCUGCACCUUCAAUCCAGCCUGCUUCCCCCACUACCACAUCCGCUGUUCCUCAUGAGGUCGACUCCGACCCGCUUAAUCCAGCAGAUCCAAACGACGAUUCGAGUAGGACCCAUCGCCGUCGCGCUAGUAGAUUCUCCGAGGCUGCUUCCGAGGCUUUGUUGAACUCAAGAUCCGAAUCAAAUCAUCUAGUUGAGAACCAGGAGCAUUCGUUAAACGCAAACAUGACGCGGACACGGUCAGCAACCACAAGCGACGUCGCUCACGAUGUGUUACCAACUAUACGCUUCUCAGCAUUCUUCGAUACACGAUCAAAUCGACCAUCCCUUUCGUUCACCCCGAUUUCGCGUACAUUACCAACAGGCAAGGAAACAAUUAAGGUUGGUAGAUACUCCGAGCGGGAGAACCACGCUCUCGUUCCUAUCAACACACCAUCAGCUGCGCCUGUAGGUUUUAAGAGCAAGGUAGUAAGCCGUCGUCAUUGUGAAUUCUGGUUCGAGAAGGGAAAAUGGUAUAUCAAAGAUGUUAAAAGUUCUUCUGGGACGUUUCUCAACCACAUUCGUCUAAGUGCCCCUGGUACUGAAUCCAAGCCGUUUCCCAUUAAUGAUGGCGACAUAGUUCAGCUAGGAAUAGACUUUAAGGGUGGGGAGGAGAUGAUUUACCGUUGCGUGAAAAUGCGCAUAGAGUUAAACAGAGGCUGGCAAUCAAAACCUAACACCUUCAACAUGGCAACACACAAACGCUUAAGAGACUUGACGUCAACGUCAGCUUCAUCAGCCCAUGCGCAGGACUGCUCUAUCUGCCUAAAUGCGAUAGCACCCUGUCAAUCGCUCUUUGUAGCGCCUUGUUCUCACACAUGGCAUUUCAAGUGUAUUCGGGAAAUGUUAAAUGGGCCGUCAUGGCCAAUCUUUAUAUGCCCGAAUUGUCGAGCCACGGCCGACCUAGACGCCGAAGUAGACGAGCCAUCUGACGAAUGGCAACAGCUAGACUCAGGCAUAGACGAUGCUCAGGAAGAGAAGACUACUCCUCCAGCUUCUCAACUGAACGGCGAAGCUAUACCGCUUGCAAUUUCCCAGUCGAAUGUUGAAGUUAACUCACGGCAGUCGUCUGGCGAAGGUGACGCGGGCGACGUGACAAUGCAGAUCGACGCUGCCGCAGCACAGUCAGUCCUAUUAAGACAUGCCGUGACAGAGCCGGUCCCCAUACCCAAUGCGACACCACGUGUGAGUAGUGGCGAUCGGUCUACAACUAAUCGGACGCCAUCACCAAACAGUAACCCCCCGGGGCCCGGUCACGAAGGCCCAAUCACUCCGCGCAAUGACGCAGGUCCAUGGGUGUUUGAUGGCAACCCAGCGCGAGCAAGCCAAGAAAGUACCCGGCGACCUGGUAUGAGCAGCCUGGAUGCCGCAGCACAAGUUGAAGUGGACAGAUCAUAG